UGUGGACAUCACGUUUGGGGACAGACAGUGGCCGGAGGGGACAUUGCAACCCCCGGGGCUGCACGUCACCCCCGUGGGGUCUGGGGACUGUGGGACUGCUGAGGACGAGGCGGUUCCCAACCCGGGAAAUGAUGUUCACAUCCAGACCUCCCGGGCUCUCAUGGUGAUUUCUCUCCUCCUGGGUUUCUUCGGCAUCAUUGUGAGCGUGGUGGGCAUGAAAUGCACUAAAGUUGGUGAGGAAGAUCCCGUUACCAAGAGCCGCAUCGCCGUUGCUGGUGGUGUCCUCUUUGUCCUCUCUGGUCUGUGCACAUUGUCCGCGGUGUCCUUGUACGCGACGCAGGUGACCUACGAGUUCUUUAGAGAGAGCACCGUCCCCGUCAACGCCAGGUAA
Molecule: messenger RNA, 391 nt
Organism: Antrostomus carolinensis (chuck-will's-widow)
Lineage: Eukaryota; Metazoa; Chordata; Aves; Caprimulgiformes; Caprimulgidae
Product: claudin-19-like
Exons: 3
Cellular component (GO): bicellular tight junction; membrane
Molecular function (GO): structural molecule activity
Source: RefSeq, a predicted model, not a curated record